AUGGACACACCGCCGAGCAUCCGUCGGCAGUACGCGAGUCCUCCUCGCGAGACGCCCAUCGCGCGACGACAGCGCCUCGCCAACCGUCGAGCAGCCAAGUACCGUCACUCGCGAUCACAGGCCUCGAGACGGAAUGCGCUGGACCCGUCGAUCGAGCACCAGCGCCAGCAAAACAGUCGCAGACAGCGCGACCAUCGGUCACUAUUGGACGCCGAGACACGCGACCGCCUACGCGCGCAGAACCGCCGCCGUCAGCAGGUCCGGCGACAGAACCUGAGUGACGAAGCCAAAGAAGAGGUGCGGGUGAAGCAGCGCGAGCGGCAGCGGCAGCGUCGACAGACACUGGACGAUGAUGCGCGCGAGGAGCUCCGAGAGCGCGAGCGCCUACGCAUUACACGGCGACGACGGCAGCUGAAAGCCGUGAAGCGGCCACCGGAACAGCAUCAGGAACAGAUACAAAUGGACGAGCAGGAGGACGUACUGUCGGUGGAGUUGCAGCUGCUGCAGCCUUCACCGAUCGUACGAGAGCGACUGCCGCACUUGAGACUCACGCCCGAGUUGCCGACUUGGCGUCAACAUCAAGAGCAGCAGAGACAGCGAGAGAGACACAGUCAAUUGCCGCUGAGUGGAUGUGCGCAGAUUGCAGUGACGCCUCCCGCACUGGUGAUGGAAAGAGUCGGGACGUUUCCGCUUGAACGGAUGCCAUCGUUGCCUCACUUGCAACAAGUGACGAGGCCGUCGACAGCGUCUUCGUUGCUGCAUGCUACGCUGCCGCUGGCACUGUUCCCGAUGACUGGGACGACGACUGGCGGAGCAGCAAGUGCGACGUCGAUGGGGUUGCCCACGGUUGCUAGUGCAGUGGCUGCUGUAGCGGCAAGGCCGUCGCAGCCGACGGCGACGAUGCCGUCGUCGAGUUUGCCGCUAUCAAACCAAGCGCUGACUGCCUUGCCGAUGGGUUUACCACAGCAGCCGCAACAACAACCCCGCACACCCAUUGGGCUCCCACCAGGACAUCGCUCGCUUCCCCCGUUACCUGACUUUCUUAACAGCCGCGAGUCUUUUCAUCUCGCCAGUGCUGUUGCAGCCACUUCGGCACAGAUCCCACGGUCUUUGAGCAGUGCAAGUCGAGAUCUGUUUUCGUCUAUUACCGACUUUUCCGUAGUGCACACCGAUGUGCUGGACGCCGAGUCUUUUUUUCAAUCAUGA
Hyaloperonospora brassicae is the source of this 1206-nucleotide messenger RNA. NCBI's taxonomy places the organism in Eukaryota, Oomycota, Peronosporomycetes, Peronosporales, Peronosporaceae. The record is from the annotation of a GenBank genome assembly.